This is a messenger RNA of Vicia faba (fava bean), 1746 nucleotides long. Lineage: Eukaryota; Viridiplantae; Streptophyta; Magnoliopsida; Fabales; Fabaceae. The record is from the annotation of a GenBank genome assembly.
AUGGCAGCAGGAGCAAUAGAAAACAAAAACCAUGACCAAAAGAAGAAGUUCGCCGUUCUCGGCGUGUCUUCGAUCUUACUUAUAGCAAUGGUAGCCGCGGUGGCCGUCGGUGUUUCCAAUGGUGGAGACGCGGCUGAAUUACUAGGAGGUGAUGACAACAGAAUUUCAAAAUCACAAAAGAAUGUUAAAGUACUUUGUGAUGCAGCUGAGUACAAAAAAACCUGCGAGAACAGUCUUGCAAAAGCUUCAUCAGAAACCACAGACAUGAAGGAGUUGAUCAAAGCAGCAUUGAAUGCAACAGCUGAAGAGUUUCUCAAUCUAAUUGGUAACUCAAAGCUUUACGAUGAGUUAGCUACCAAUGACAUGACAAAACAAGCUACGGAGAUUUGCAAAGAAGUCCUUGGUUAUGCAGUUGAUGAUGUUCAUCAAUCAAUCCACACAUUGGACAGGUUUGAUCUGACUAAAAUGAAUGAGUAUGCUUAUGAUCUCAAGGUUUGGCUCGCAGGUACUCUUUCUCAUCAACAAACAUGUUUAGAUGGCUUUGAAAACACAACAACAGAAGCUGGACAAACCAUGGCUAAGGUUCUUAAUGCCUCAUUGGAGCUAAGUCACAAUGCUUUGGAUAUCAUUAACGGAGUUUCCGGUUUCAUGAAAAGUCUUAACUUGAGCUCUUUGUCAAGUGCUGUUAAUAGGAAGCUUUUGUCUGAAGAUGGUUUCCCAACAUGGAUUGGUCAGAAUCAAAGGAAACUUCUCGUGGCUCCUGAGAGUAUUAAGCCUAAUGUUAUUGUUGCUCAAGAUGGUACUGGACAGUUCAAGACUUUGACUGAGGCUCUUCAACUUGUUCCUGACAAAAACAAAACUCCUUUUGUUAUUCAUGUUAAAGCUGGUGUUUAUGAGGAGUAUGUUGCUUUGGAUAAACAUAAGAGCCAUGUUAUUAUCAUUGGUGAUGGUCCUACCAAGACCAAAUUCACUGGCAACAAAAACUAUGUUGAUGGUGUUCAGACCUACUUCACUGCAACAUUCAGUGUUAAUGCUGCUCAUUUUAUGGCUAUCAACGUCGGUUUCGAGAACUCAGCAGGAGCAGAGAAGCAUCAAGCAGUUGCCCUCCGUGUCACCGCGGAUCAAGCAGUGUUCUACAACUGUCAAAUGGACGGUUUCCAAGAUACACUCUACACACAAUCCAAAAGACAAUUCUACCGCGACUGCACGAUAUCUGGAACCAUCGACUUCAUCUUCGGUGAUGCUGUCGGAGUUUUCCAAAACUGCAAACUCAUUGUGAGGAAGCCAAUGGAAGAUCAACAAUGCAUGGUUACAGCAGGAGGAAGAACCAAAAUCGACAGUCCAUCAGGCCUUAUUUUCCAAAGCUGUCACUUCACUGGCGAACCCGAAGUUCUUACCUUGGACCCCAAGAUAGCAUAUUUGGGAAGACCAUGGAGAAAUUUCUCUAAGGUUGUUAUCAUGGAUUCUAACAUUGAUGGUAUCUUUGUACCAGAGGGUUAUAUGCCAUGGAUGGGAAGUCUUUACAAGGAAACUUGCACUUAUUAUGAAUACAACAACAAGGGUCUUGGUGCUAACACUGAGCAAAGAGUGAAAUGGCCAGGUGUUAAAGCCAUAACUGCACCUGAAGCUGCUGAUUUUUAUCCAGGAAGGUUUUUUGAACUUGCAAACUCAACUCUGCGUGAUGCUUGGAUUACUUACUCUGGAAUUCCUUAUUCAGUUGGACCACUUGCCACUCCCACUGCAUAA